Messenger RNA from Fusarium vanettenii 77-13-4, 1077 nucleotides. RefSeq lists its product as uncharacterized. The coding region runs from base 1 to 1077 and encodes 358 amino acids. The transcript has 3 exons. Lineage: Eukaryota; Fungi; Ascomycota; Sordariomycetes; Hypocreales; Nectriaceae. The record is from RefSeq and is a predicted model, not a curated record. Gene Ontology annotation, molecular function: metallopeptidase activity.
AUGUCAACCAUGGUUUCCUUUUCGACUACAAACAUUAUUGUAGACAACAAUUAUGCUUGGCCCGCUGAAAAGACUUGCCUCAGAGUUCGAUUCCUCGGCGGAAGCUCAUUGGAGAGGAGGACGGUGGAGCACUAUGUAACCAAGUACUACCACGAGGUGCCGAUGCGCAUGAGAUUCGAGUUUCUCGAUGACGGCGCUUCCGUUCCUUCCGAUAUCCGCAUCCGAUUCGGUCAAAAGAAUCGGUCUCGGGUUGGCCGUAACGCCCAAAAAUACCCAGAUCUCCAUACCAUGGAGUUGAACCUCCACCCUUCCAGCCAUCUCAGCAAGGAUGAGCAGCAAGACAGGCGACGACGCUCCAUCUUGCACCUUUUUGGUCAUGCUCUUGGUAUUCAGCUCGAGUAUGACCAUUCGGGUAAGUCCGACACCAUGGCUUCACAGUCAGACGACUUUUGGAGCACCCUGAGCGACAUGACCAGCGACGUUGACCAACGCUCGAUCAUGCAUUGCCAGGUCGGCGAGUGCAACACCUCUGAGGGGGAAGAUACUAGGCCGUUCAACACGAGGCUUUCAGAUGGCGACAAGAAGCUUCUUGCUACCAUGUACCCCAGGCCCGAGCCGAAGAAGCCCGCCAAGGCACCAGCAAUGGCAUUGAAGCCCUCUCCAAAGCCAGCAACAAAGUCGUCAAAGUCGCACCAGAGGCCAAGAGAUGAAUCUACUUCCGCCCCAGCAGCCAAAGCAAAUCAUAAAAGCGUUGAAGGGUGCGAUCCUUCCAAGGUAACUGUUAUCAGUGGUUGCGGUACAUUCAACAUUGAUGGUGGAGGGUACGUUACCCUCUCCGGUUGUGGAAACGUCUACGUCCAUGGCAACGGCCAUGUGACGCUUUCUGGGUGUGGAAAUGUCUGGGUGGACGGGAAUGGUUAUGCAGAGAUCUCGGGUGUUGGCAAGGUAUGUUCUGGAAGUCUGAUAGUUGGCUUGAAACUACGUCGUGUCCCGGCGCCUAACCUCAAGAUACAUCACGAGCCCAGCAACAAGCUCAAUGAUUUCUCACAGCAGGCAAUGAAUGAUGCUCAUGAUUAA